AUGAAAGCUUUCAUCAUGAGCUGCGUUUUGGCAAUAGUGCUCUGCACUAUGACAAGUCACGCUCGAAGUGGCUCUAAGCGUUGCGCGAACGUUUGGGAUGAUGGAUGUAGCACCGGGCAGCUACCGGGAGCAGGUGAUGAUGAUGACUACCUCAAUGGGGGCUUCACCCCGGGCAAGCGCUGUGUCAAUCUGUGGGAUGAAGGGUGUGUUAAUGGCCAAUUGCAAGGAGCAGGGGGUGACGAUGAAUACGUGAACGGAGGGUUCAAUCCUGGUAAAAGAUCACUAGGAGAGGUUCUAGCCAAAUUGAUGGCGUUUGAAAGACAGCGUCAACAUUAA
Leptosia nina is the source of this 336-nucleotide messenger RNA. The record is from the annotation of a GenBank genome assembly. Lineage: Eukaryota; Metazoa; Arthropoda; Insecta; Lepidoptera; Pieridae.